AGGUGUGCGCAAGCGUAAACGGUCCGACAGCUACACUAUCAACAGAGCGAAAGUUAUCUCAACAAUGCACCUGAGAAUGAUUAAUCCACUCCCGAACUGAGACAUGGAAGAGCAAACAACUCCUGUACGACAGCAACAUAAAUUCAAUGUUGACAGACUUCAAAGAUAUCUGUCUGCCAGGUCACUGGUGUCGAAUAAUGACGCACUCACUGUCAGGCAGUACAGUUGUGGUCAGUCAAACCCGACUUUUUUAAUCCAGACACCCUUAAACAGCUAUGUGCUCAGGAAGAAACCUCCAGGUGAGCUGCUGCCAGGGGCACACAAGGUGGACAGGGAGUAUCGGGUGCAGAAGGCCCUCUUCUCUGCAGGCUUCCCUGUUCCUCAGCCUCUCUUGCACUGCUCUGAUGCUGAAGUGAUUGGAACAGAUUUCUACUUGAUGGAACAUGUGACGGGGCGAGUGUUCAGGGACUUGCGUCUCCCUGGAGUGCAUGCAGCAGAGAGAACAGCUCUCUAUGUGGCUGCUGUAGAAGUCCUGGCAAAGCUGCACUCGCUGGACCUGGCAUCACUGAACCUUGAAGGUUAUGGAAAAGGACCAGGCUACUGCAAGAGACAAGUGUCCACCUGGAUGAAGCAGUACACCGCAGCCGCCCACAGAGACAUUCCAGCCAUGAAUGAGCUUUCUGAUUGGUUGAGGAGUAACCUGCCGGCCAAUGAUAACGAUGUCACGCUUGUACAUGGAGACUUCCGAUUGGACAAUAUGAUAUUCCAUCCAACGGAGGCUCGUGUGCUGGCAGUGUUGGACUGGGAGCUGUCAACCACUGGGCAGCCCUUGGCUGAUUUAGCUUACUUCCUGAUGCCUAAAUACCUGCCUAAAGGCUUCGACAUAGUCAGCGCUAUUGGCAGUUUAACAGGAAUAGAAGGUAUCCCAUCUGUGGAUGACCUGAUCUCCAUUUACUGCCAGUGCCGGGGGAUCCCACCAGCUCUACCAGAGUUAAAUUUCUACCUGGCCCUGUCUAUGUUUAAAAUGGCAGGAAUCGCACAGGGGAUCUAUGCACGCCACCUCCUGGGUAAUGCCAGCGCUCCCAAUGCAGCCCAGUUCAGCCACUGUGUGGAGCCAAUGGCUAAGUUUGCCCUGCAGCUCACUCAGAGGUCCGCCCCAGGUCCAACAGGAGACGCUCUGUUCCUGCAGACAUCUGAAGGCCAGGCUGUUCUGCAGCAGGUCAAAGACUUCAUGAGACAAUACGUGCUUCCUGCUCAGCAGGAAGUUGCAGAGUACUAUGUCAAACACACUCAAUCUCCUCAAAGGUGGCACACCCCUCAAAUAAUAGAAGAUCUAAAGGUGAGAGCCAGGGAGGAGGGGCUCUGGAACCUCUUCCUGCCUGCAGUGAGUGGUCUCAGUCAGCUGGACUACGCAUACAUCGCUGAGGAGACUGGACGCUGCCUCUUUGCACCGGAAGUCUUCAACUGCCAGGCUCCUGACACAGGAAAUAUGGAAGUUCUGCACAUGUUUGGCAGUGAGGAGCAGAAGAAGAAAUGGCUGGAGCCCCUUCUCAGAGGAGAGAUCCGCUCCUGCUUCUGCAUGACAGAGCCGGAUGUGGCCUCCAGUGAUGCAACCAACAUGGAGUGCACUCUUCUCAAGGUUGAGGACUGCUGUGUCAUCAAUGGCAAGAAGUGGUGGACUAGUGGUGCUGGAAAUCCCAAAUGCAAAGUUGCCAUAGUGAUGUGCAGGAGCGGCUCUCCAGAUGUAAGGAGCAGGCACGGCCAACACAGUAUGAUCCUCGUCCCCAUGGAGACAGCAGGUGUGAAGCUCGUCAGGCCGCUCACUGUGUUUGGACAGGAUGAUGCCAUCCACGGUGGACACUUUGAGGUGCACUUUGAAAACGUACGUGUCCCCUCUGCCAACAUUAUCCUAGGAGAGGGCCGGGGGUUUGAGAUCGCCCAGGGUCGUCUUGGACCGGGUCGCCUGCACCACUGCAUGAGAGCUGUUGGUGCAGCAGAACUCGCGCUAGAGUUGCUCUGCCAGAGGGCUGCAUCCAGGAGCACAUUCGGAAAGAAGCUGUACCAACAUGAAGUAGUCGCUCACUGGAUCGCAGAGUGUCGUCUCAUGAUAGAACAGACCCGGUUGCUGACUCUACAGGCUGCUCGUGCUCUGGAUACAGUUGGCAGCCGUGCUGCUCGCAAACAGAUUGCCAUGAUCAAGGUGGCAGCAGCCAGGAUGGCCUGUAAGGUGGUGGACAUUGCUAUACAAGUAUAUGGAGGUGCAGGUGUGUCAGGAGAUGUCCCACUUGCCCAGUUGUACUCUUAUGUGAGGACUCUACGGAUUGCUGAUGGACCGGAUGAAGUGCAUCUUUCUUCAAUUGCUGGUUUAGAACUGAGGGACCAGCUGAAAAAAGCACAGGCCAAACUGUAGUGAUGUAAAACAAGUCGCCACGAAAUUUGCCUUAAGAAAAUCUCUUGCAGUUGUCGUGCCUUAUCUACUACAAAAUCAUGUUUCCUUAAAAUCUUGCAUAUCUAACUGCCAAAAUCCCCACAGUGUAAAUGAUUGAACAUACUUGUAAAUAUUGUAAUGCAGCUCACUUUGUAUAAAAGAUUCCAUUAAAAGGUUGUGAUUUUUCAUCA
This is a messenger RNA of Notolabrus celidotus (New Zealand spotty), 2619 nucleotides long. RefSeq names its product acyl-CoA dehydrogenase family, member 11 (gene acad11). The record is from RefSeq and is a predicted model, not a curated record. The coding region runs from base 104 to 2410 and encodes 768 amino acids. Gene Ontology annotation, molecular function: flavin adenine dinucleotide binding; oxidoreductase activity, acting on the CH-CH group of donors. The transcript has 20 exons. Gene Ontology annotation, cellular component: mitochondrion. Lineage: Eukaryota; Metazoa; Chordata; Actinopteri; Labriformes; Labridae.